GCUGCUUAUAAACGCACCUAUUGCGUGAGAAUCAUCGGAUCUUUACUCAUUUCACCAUACCUGCUACGCCGAGAAUAUUCCACGUCUGGAUCUUCGUUACUACUAUCGAACGGACCUCUCAGGUGCGAGACUGCUUGGCAUACGACUUCAGAUUGGCAAGGCAGCUGCUGUGCAUUGACGGGUUCUUACGCGUCACUAGGCAGCAGUGUACGUAAAGGCGUCGCCGUAGGAUCAUGCAAGCGUUGAAGACAUUCCACAACCUCUAUUCCACGAUGGCAAACGAACGCCAGAGCACGCACUGGACAUUUGCCGAGGGCCUCCUCGGUCUCCCAAAAGAGCUGCGUGAAUUGGUCUACGCGGAGGUAUUCAAGGACUUGGAGCCUGUGCCUUUGGAAAAUGCAGACACCAGUUCAGCAGUACAAGCGUUACUUGCACUUGAUGGGCAUCCGCCGAACCGGACUUUCGAGGAGGAGGUCCUCAAAGCAUGUUGUAUCUACAGCUCAUUCAUUGUCCGGUUCCUGGACCACCAAGACUAUUCGUGUAACGUCAUGCGUGGAGAUGUCAGAUGCUCGUGCACUGUCUUGUGGCUUCCACAGCCACAGCACUGCCGACACAUUCGCAACUUGAUCAUCCAUACGCAAGAAGCAGGCCUAGACCUAGGGAGAAGUCAAGUCGAUACCCUGGAGGACACCGAAGCUAUGCACUCGGGAAGUCAUUUCAGACGGUGCUGGGAGCAAGUCCUGGAGUUUCCUCGCCUCGAACAGUUAACAAUUAAGUUGGAGAAAUCCAACAACGACCAGUUAUCUUGGGUCAGUUUCACUCCAACUCUGUCUGUAUUGCGCGAGAGGUCACCCAAACUCCGAGUCUCACUCAGUGUGUCCUUUGAUGGUCUACUCGAAUCGUACUGGUCUGAUCCAAUAUGGGAGAACGCCACCGAGCCUGGCAACGUCAUUGAGUACCCGUACGAUCCAAUGGGUUUCGCCGACGUAACAGAGCUUAUAGAGGCGCCUACUGGGGAGGACUUCGCGUAUGUUGAGGAGCACUGUCCUCGGGAAUUCAGAACACGCGGUCAAGAUAUACUGAGGGGCUUACUCGACGAGACUGCCUCGCAACGGAGAGCGCUAGCCAUGCAUUAUGUUGUCAAAGAACCAGCCUUGCUGAGGGUGCGCAUUAAGGAACACUACGAGGUCUAUAAGAGCAUGCAAUUGGAAGAGAUAAAUCAGACGAUAGUCGUAUCGCAAUCUUGAUGCCUCCCUUCUCUAUUACGAUGGACGCCAUU
Messenger RNA from Didymella exigua CBS 183.55, 1279 nucleotides. RefSeq lists its product as uncharacterized. The record is from RefSeq and is a predicted model, not a curated record. The transcript has a single exon. Bases 234 to 1247 code for a protein of 337 amino acids. Lineage: Eukaryota; Fungi; Ascomycota; Dothideomycetes; Pleosporales; Didymellaceae. Gene Ontology annotation, molecular function: zinc ion binding.